Sporothrix brasiliensis 5110 is the source of this 2508-nucleotide messenger RNA. RefSeq lists its product as uncharacterized. The coding region runs from base 1 to 2508 and encodes 835 amino acids. The transcript is spliced from 4 exons. Lineage: Eukaryota; Fungi; Ascomycota; Sordariomycetes; Ophiostomatales; Ophiostomataceae. The record is from RefSeq and is a predicted model, not a curated record.
AUGGACUUCUCAAGACUUCGCCGAAGCAAUCUUCAUGUUGCCGUGGAACCGUUUUGCAUAUUGUGCCGGCGACGCUUUCCUGCACCACACCGCGACUGCGAUUAUGUCGGCCGAACGGACGCGGCCCAAAGCGGGUGCGAAGACUGGGAGCUGGACGUUCUGGGCGUGUUUAACACCACCAUGGAACCCCUGUCCAGUUAUUCGCUUCACAUCUUUCGCAGCGAUCUGCACGUCGAUUCUUGGCCAGGCCACUAUGAAACGCGGUUUCGGCUGCGCCGCAAGCCUGACGAUCGGCCCGGCGACAGACAGAGCAGACAAGACGGCCCAGGCAGACCGUGUCAGCGGCUGAGCGUCGGCCUCAGCUCAGGGACCUGCACCGACCCCGAGUAUCGGCCACAGCAUGUGCUGUUCUUCAUGCACGCCUGCUGCUGGAAGGUGCAAACGCAGGCCAUUCUGCCGCGCAGUGCUCGGCAGCAAGAACAUGCGGACGAGCACAUGCUGUCAGGACUACCCCGACCUGAAUGGAUGGCAGAGACAGUGCUGUCGUCGUCGUCGUCGUCGUCGUCUUCAUCUGCCUCGAUGCGCCGCUUUGUGGAACGCCUCACAGACGUCAUGCCAUUAGAGCUCCAGCUCUCCAUCCUUUGCUAUCUCAGCUCGUCAGGCCUCGUAACCGCGCUCUGCCGAGCUCUUGCGACAGCGGAAGUCCUCUUGUCACGGAUAGAUACUCGGCCAACCCCGGUUUUGACAGUCACGGAGAUUCUGCCUCCCGAAGCUAGCGCUGCCGAUAGAGGACUGGCAGGCACGCUCCAAGCUUCGUCUGUGUCCAUGUUUCGGCAUACCUACCUGCAUAGGAUAGCGUUUUCCCGUUCCCGGGACAGAUCGGGCGCCAAAACCCACAACACAACCCAUGCAUUCGCCAUUCCAGUCCGAGCCUUGCCUGUUGUUGGCGCAAAGGCCUGGUUGGGCCCGCACGGCAUCCAGGCUCUCGUCCUUGUCUAUGCCGAUCGGUCGACGUCCCCUAUGCUCGGCACCCCCGGCCAGCCAGGCAUGACCCAUGUGUAUGAGGUCUACUAUCCCGAGCGCACGUUGCAGCUACUGGUCGAUGAUCUUAAAGUCAAUCGCAUCGGCCUUGAUUUGCACCCCUCGAUGGCAAAACGAACCAUCGCCUGGCCCGAGUGCACCAUGCUGAAUGCAGAGAGGCCGAUCGGGCGCUUCCGCGACCUCUAUAUGGUCGAUACCGAGAGUCUCCCAGGCCAAAUCCUACACUACGCCGACUGGCGUAUUUGCGGGCAUCUGCCGCUGCGACGUCCUAGCGACGGCAUAUACGCCACGAGUCUUACGGCGUACGGCGACAACCGCGGCGUCUGCGGACUUGUCUCUCACUUUGCGCCGCGGCGUGCCGGACACAGACAGUCUGCCAGCUAUUAUUCGGUUGGCCAUGCACGUGGUCUGCCCGUUCAUGUUCCGCUGCAUCCGGCUGAGCGCAUUGUCAUGGUCAUUUUGCCUGCCACUCCGGAACGCAGCGAUCUCGGCAUUGGCGGCAGUCGAAAGGAGGGGCCCUCUUCCCCCCCCCCCGGAUGCCAAGGGCCAGAGACGGCCUGUUUCUCGUCUUCGACCAACGCGUUUCGUUUUGGAGUAAGGUGGUCUGUCGUCGCCAGCGCCGGCAGUGGCGCACAAGGAAUGCAGGAAAUGCAGGAAAUGCAGGAAAUGCAGGAAAUGCAGGAAAUAACAGGGCUUGUCGUCGACAUGCAGACGACCGAGCUGGACGGCCAUAUUAAAAGCACCGGCGUAUGUACUGCGGAUAGACCAGUCACUAGUCAUGGAACCGGUACAGGUACUGCUGCUGGUCACAAUACAGGGGCCACGCCGCAGUCGUUCCUUCUCCCGAUCGUCUGGCCAUACCCACUCGAUAAACAUCCGAUUGUCGGCGCUAUUCGCACAGCGUGGCUCUCCUGCGGGGGCAUCCGGCGGUUGCAUAUCCAGCGGCAAGGCCCGCGGUGCUCGGGUCUACGCAUCGACUACGUCAGCGGCUAUUCCGAGGUGCUCGGCUGUUGGCGUCCUCGCGGUCUCCCCAUCGAGAGCGAGCGUAUCGACGUUCGCUUCAUGGCCACAAGUGCGUCGCACACCGGCCGUCCCCUUGCGAGCGUGACCGAGGAGAUCCUUUUUGACGUGGACCGGCCGGUUGCGACGAUGCCGACGGCCCAGCCCACCGCGUUGACGUUCCGCUACUCGGAGCCCAGGAAGCACACCUGUUUGUGCGAGCGGUUCGUGCGGCGGCCACGAGACUGCCGUUACGUGACGGACAUUGUCGUCGGUCAGAGCACAAAAGGGCCGCACGACGUCGUCUUCUCGUGGGCGAACGCGCCGGCCGGGAUUGCCUGGGCAUACAACGACUCAUGCGACCUUGUGGAGUCGUGGGACGGAGCACACCGCACAAUUCCAAGGGACCAGAAGAGCCUUUGGCCGGCUCGGCCGCUCUGGCUCGUCGAGACGGACAUGGCAGACUAG